Molecule: messenger RNA, 4754 nt
Organism: Enhydra lutris kenyoni (northern sea otter)
Lineage: Eukaryota; Metazoa; Chordata; Mammalia; Carnivora; Mustelidae
Product: seizure related 6 homolog like 2
Exons: 16
Coding region: 729-3692 (987 amino acids)
Biological process (GO): synapse maturation
Cellular component (GO): endoplasmic reticulum; neuronal cell body
Source: RefSeq, a predicted model, not a curated record
CCCGCCGCCUCCCCAGCUGCUGUUCCUAAUUCUGCUGAGCUGUCCCUGGAUUCAGGGUAAGGACAUGGGAGCGUGGGGGUAGGCCCUGGGAUGGUCCCCACCUGGGGUCCUCUACCAUCCUUUCUCUGAACAUCCUGGCUUUCUGAGCUUCUGGGGGAGGAGGGAUACAGCUGACAGGGAAGGGGCAAGCCAGGGCAUUCUGACUUGUACCUGGAGCCCUAACCCCCAAUACUGAGAAGGUGGGGAAAUGAAUGAGGGGAGCUUUAACCAGCAUCUCAGGGGUUAAAUCCAGGAAGAAGGGUUGGGGAAGUUGGGGGGAUGUCUGCGGAGGCGGCAGAAGCAUGCAGGGUACCUGGGUGGGAGAUGGAGGUGCUGGGAGAGACGCCAGGCACUGCACGCACAAAUGUUCUUGGACGUAUGGACAAAGACAGAUGAACAGAGGCAGUGCUCAGAGCCCAGAUAUUCAGUCCUCUACUCUGACCCCUCGCCAGACUCCAGGGAAGCGGGCAGAGACUGCAGAGAAUGAAAGAGAGAGAGAGGGAACCACACUGCAGAGAUAGAACCCCAGAGAUAAAGCUGGGCAUUGCGGAAGCAAGGGCUGGGAGGUGCUGCCAGACCCUCCGCAGAGCUCCAGGGCUGGGGGAAGAUCACCAUCGAGGGGGAAAGGAAGGUAGCACUGGGGCCCCUCUCCACUCAGCUGGCGCUGUCCAGGGUUCAUAAGAGCCAAGAUGCUCACUGAAGUCCCACACAGCGUGGGAGGGGAGUGGGGUGGAGAGGAAGGUGUAGGGGUGCCGGGGACAGCUGGGAGCCCCUCCUCCACUCUUGGCUUUCAGCCCAGUCUGGGACCCUCUGAGCUCCUGCAGGCCCAGCUGACUAGAGGGGAGGAAGAGCUCUGGAAAAGAUCUUUCUGGAGAAGGAAGGAGUGUGGGGCAGUGGAAGGGCUCACACAACUUCAUCUCCUAGGUCUGCCCCUGAAGGAAGAAGAGGCACUACCAGAGCCUGGAAGUGAGGCCCCCACAGUAGCCUCUGAGGUUUUGGCCGAGCUGCUCCAUGGGGCCCUGCUGAGGAGGGGUCCAGAGAUGGGCUACCUGCCGGGAUCUGAUCCAGACCCCACACUGGCCACCCCUCCAGCCGGCCAGACUCUUGCAGCACCCUCCCUGCCACGGGCCACUGAGCCGGGGACGGGGCCUCUGACAACCGCUGUAACCCCUAAAGGGGGAAGGGGGGCAGGCCCCACCGCUCCAGAGCUGCUGACCCCGCCCCCGGGAACUACGGCCCCGCCCCUUCCUGGACCCGCCUCCCCAGGCCCGCCCCUCGGGCCUGAGGUAGGAGAGGAGGAGACCACGACCACCAUCAUCACCACGACCACUGUUACCACCACGGUGACCAGCCCAGUUCUGUGUAAUAACAACAUCUCUGAGGGCGAAGGGCAUGUGGAGUCUCCCGACCUGGGCAGCGCCGCCAGCCGCACCGCCGGGCUCUUGGACUGCACCUACAGCAUCCAUGUCUACCCUGGCUACGGCAUUGAGAUCCAGGUGCAGAUGCUGAACCUAUCUCGGGAGGAGGAACUCCUGGUGCUGGCUGGUGGGGGGUCCCCAGGCUUGGCCCCCCGACUCCUGGCUAACUCCUCCAUGCUGGGAGAAGGACAGGUGCUUCGGAGUCCAACCAACCGGCUGCUCCUGCACUUCCAGAGCCCACGGGUCCCAAGGGGCGGUGGCUUCAGGAUCCACUAUCAGGCCUACCUCCUGAGCUGUGGCUUCCCUCCCCGGCCGGCCCACGGGGACGUGAGCGUGACAGACCUGCACCCUGGGGGUACUGCCACCUUCCACUGUGAUUCAGGCUACCAGCUGCAGGGCGAGGAGACCCUUAUCUGCCUCAACGGCACCCGACCAGCCUGGAGUGGCGAACCCCCCAGCUGCGUGGCAUCCUGUGGUGGCACUAUCCACAAUGCUACACUGGGUCGCAUUGUGUCCCCUGAGCCUGGAGGAGCAGCAGGGCCCAACCUCACCUGCCGGUGGGUCAUCGAAGCAGCUGAGGGACGCCGGCUUCACCUGCACUUCGAGAGGGUCUCACUGGAUGAGGACAAUGACCGGCUGAUGGUGCGCUCAGGGGGCAGCCCCCUCUCCCCAGUCAUCUAUGACUCGGACAUGGAUGACGUCCCUGAGCGGGGUCUCAUCAGUGACGCCCAGUCCCUUUAUGUGGAGCUGCUUUCAGAGACACCCGCCAACCCCCUGCUGCUAAGCCUCAGAUUUGAAGCCUUUGAAGAAGAUCGCUGCUUCGCUCCCUUCCUGGCACACGGCAAUGUCACCACCACAGACCCAGAGUACCGCCCAGGAGCACUGGCCACCUUCUCGUGCCUCCCAGGAUAUGCCCUGGAGCCCCCUGGCCCCCCAAAUGCCAUCGAAUGUGUGGAUCCCACAGAACCCCACUGGAAUGACACAGAGCCAGCCUGCAAGGCCAUGUGCGGAGGGGAGCUGUCAGAGGCGGCUGGUGUGGUCCUCUCUCCCGACUGGCCCCAGAGCUACAGCCCCGGCCAGGACUGCGUGUGGGGCCUGCACGUCCAGGAAGAGAAGCGCAUCUUGCUCCAAGUUGAAAUCCUGAAUGUGCGUGAAGGGGACAUGCUGACACUCUUCGAUGGGGACGGUCCCAGCGCCCGAGUCCUGGCCCAGCUGCGGGGACCUCAACCGCGCCGCCGCCUCCUCUCCUCUGGGCCCGACCUUACGCUACAGUUCCAGGCACCGCCAGGGCCCCCAAACCCGGGCCUGGGGCAGGGUUUCGUGUUGCAUUUCAAAGAGGUCCCGAGGAACGACACGUGCCCGGAGCUACCACCUCCAGAGUGGGGCUGGAGGACGGCUUCCCACGGGGACCUGAUCCGGGGCACGGUGCUUACCUACCAGUGUGAGCCUGGCUAUGAGCUGCUCGGCUCCGACAUUCUCACCUGCCAAUGGGACCUGUCCUGGAGCGCAGCGCCGCCCGCCUGCCAAAAGAUCAUGACUUGUGCCGACCCUGGUGAGAUCACCAAUGGGCACCGUACCACCUCCGACGCCGGCUUCCCAGUGGGCUCCCACGUCCAGUACCGCUGUCUGCCAGGGUACAGCCUGGAGGGGGCGGCAGUACUCACUUGCUACAGCCGGGACACGGGCACACCCAAGUGGAGUGACAGGGUCCCCAAGUGUGCCUUGAAGUAUGAGCCGUGCCUGAACCCAGGGGUGCCGGAGAACGGCUAUCAGACGCUGUACAAGCAUCACUACCAGGCGGGCGAGUCUCUGCGCUUCUUUUGCUACGAGGGCUUUGAGCUCAUCGGCGAGGUCACCAUCACCUGUGUGCCCGGCCACCCCUCCCAGUGGACCAGCCAGCCCCCACUCUGCAAAGUGGCCUAUGAGGAGCUCCUGGACAACCGAAAACUGGAAGUGACCCAGACCACAGACCCGUCGAGGCAGCUGGAGGGUGGGAACCUCGCCUUGGCCAUCCUGCUGCCCCUAGGCCUGGUCAUUGUCCUCGGCAGUGGCGUUUACAUAUACUACACCAAACUACAGGGAAAAUCCCUCUUCGGCUUCUCGGGCUCCCAUUCCUACAGCCCCAUCACUGUGGAGUCAGACUUCAGCAACCCACUGUAUGAAGCCGGGGUGAGCCCUUCCCCUGAGAGCCCUUCCCCUUCUCCCCUGGAGAGCCCCAUCUCUCAGCUCCCCUAGGGCUCCAGAACUUUCUCUCAAAGUCUCUGUACUACCCGUCUUGGGGAUUUCAAACUCAGCUGCCUACAAAGGCCACACCAGUGAACACAGCGAGUCAGGCAUGCACGGUGGGGAGUGGCGGCAUGGUGGGGACUGGGGCUAAGUGGCCAACUUGUGCCCCAUCUGGUCUGCAGUGGAAACUUAGGCCCAAUUGCCAGGUCUUCCGGUUGCUCAAGACAACCCAGAAACUCAAAUUUGUGUGUGAUUUUUAAGAUACUGUAAGAUGAACCAGGUAUCCCCGGGGCCAGAUACAGCCCUGUUCCCUGCUCCCCCCAUGGCACCCAAACCUCAUGGCCAAUGUUAUUUUAAAAACUCAGGGUCUUUCCCCUCCCUGGUGGAUGCCUCCUCCCAUUUUGUUCCCUCCUCCAUCCCCAUCCUGCUCUAGCAACUGAUCCCCUCUCUCUCUCCAGGAUACACGGGAGUAUGAAGUUUCCAUCUGAAGCCCAAGACUAAGGCUGCAGGACCCAGGAUGCCCCUCCCCUUCCCAUUCUGGGCAGGGAGGAGUACAGGACCAUGUCUCUGGCUCCUUUCCUUCCUGCUGUGUAAACAGUUUCCCGGUCCCACAAGGGGGCUUUGAUGGCCCUGCGGACCCUACCGUAAAUAAACCAGCAUCCUGCUGCCCAAGCCUCCUCUUCUCGGUUGCCAAACAGGGGGCCUGCCCCUCCCCUCCUGCCCUACUGGCUUUUGGACCCUGGGAGGGGAACUCAGCCCCCCUGCAACUCCUGGGGCCCCUCCGGCCCAGGGUACCCCCAAGGACUGCCUGAGAACUCUGUUGUUCCUUUUGGCCUUGAAGGCUUUUCCCAGAUGCUCUGGCCCCGGGCCUCACCCCUGGGCUCUGGAGGGUCAGAAGAGGAGGGAUGAAGGGGGAAAGCAGGGACGCGGCCCCCCUACCCACUUCGCGUCAUCUCCCAACCCACAGUCUCCCCACCUUCGCUUCUGGAUUUUUGGUUUUGAGCAAUAAACAGAAAACCACCAUUUGUAACUAGGCUGGUGGGGUGUGGGAAGGUGGGUCACAGAGUGGCC